Molecule: messenger RNA, 4741 nt
Organism: Thunnus maccoyii (southern bluefin tuna)
Lineage: Eukaryota; Metazoa; Chordata; Actinopteri; Scombriformes; Scombridae
Product: AFG3-like protein 1
Exons: 16
Coding region: 165-2474 (769 amino acids)
Biological process (GO): protein-containing complex assembly; mitochondrial protein processing
Cellular component (GO): m-AAA complex; membrane
Molecular function (GO): ATP hydrolysis activity; ATP-dependent peptidase activity; zinc ion binding
Source: RefSeq, a predicted model, not a curated record
CUUUCGGACCUUUACAUCAUCCUCCCGUUGACAUUCUCGCCGCAGCACUUAUUCAAUAACACUUCCAGCAUGUUGAGGUUUAGAGGAAGGAACUAAACACGAUUUUCAAGUGUGUUUAUUAUUAUAUAUUUUUACUAAAAGACUGAGCAGGCGGCACAGGGAGGAUGUCUCAGCUGCUGAGGCUUCUCUCGGCGGCCGCUCUGCCUCUCUGCCGGGCUGGAGGUGCCCGGACUCGCCUCUCCGCCGUAGCGGCAGGUCGACUCUUCACAGCCGGACUCCGGAGCUUCGCUGCCCCGAAUGUCUGUCGGACUCCAGUUAACUUCCUGUCCUGUCGCAGGUUCCAGUCAGUUCAGAGACGACUUUACUCCACUGAACCCAAAGAUGGAAAAGGCGGAGCAGCAGGAGGAGGAGGAGGAGGAAGGUCAGGCGGAGGGAAGAGAGGAGGAGGAGGAAAAGACUGGUGGAACCGGAUUCAGAAGGGUGACUUCCCCUGGGACGAGAAGGAUUUCCGCUACAUGGCGAUCACGGCGGCGGGAGUCAGCUCGGCUCUGCUCUACUACUACUUCAGAGACGGCGGCAAAGAGAUCAGCUGGAAGGACUUCGUCCACCGCUACCUGGGCAGAGGCAUGGUGGACCGGUUGGAGGUCGUCAACAAACAGUACGUCAGAGUCAUCCUGGUGCCGGGAGCCGACACAGAAUCGAGCUACGCCUGGUUCAACAUCGGCAGCGUCGACACGUUCGAGAGGAACCUGGAGGCGGCGCACAUGGAGCUGGGUCAGGAGCCGUCGCACCGACCCGCCGUCAUCUACAGCACGGAGAGCGACGGCUCUUUCCUGUUGAGCAUGAUCCCCACUCUGCUGCUGAUCGGCUUCCUGCUCUUCACCCUGCGGCGAGGGCCGAUGGGAGGAGGCCCCGGCGGCGGGAGGGGCGGGCCCUUCAGCAUGAGCGAGUCCACGGCAAAGAUGAUGAAGGACAACAUCGAGGUGAAGUUCAAAGACGUGGCCGGCUGCGAGGAAGCCAAGCUGGAGAUCCUGGAGUUCGUUAACUUCCUGAAGAACCCGCAGCAGUACCAGGACCUGGGAGCCAAGAUCCCCAAGGGUGCCGUGCUGUCCGGACCCCCGGGUACGGGUAAGACCCUGCUGGCUAAAGCCACGGCCGGAGAGGCCAACGUCCCCUUCAUCACCGUCAACGGCUCUGAGUUUCUGGAGAUGUUUGUGGGCGUCGGUCCUGCCAGGGUGAGAGACAUGUUCGCCAUGGCGAGGAAGAACGCCCCCUGCAUCCUCUUCAUCGACGAGAUCGACGCCGUGGGGCGGAAGAGAGGAGGAGGGAACUUCGGCGGUCAGAGCGAGCAGGAGAACACUCUGAACCAGCUGCUGGUGGAGAUGGACGGUUUCAACACGGCUACUAACGUGGUGGUCCUGGCUGGAACCAACAGACCCGACAUCCUGGAUCCUGCACUGAUGAGACCGGGACGCUUCGACCGACAGAUCCACAUAGGUCCUCCGGACAUUAAAGGCAGGGCGUCCAUCUUUAAAGUCCACCUGAGACCAAUCAAACUGGAUCCCAGUAUGGACAAAGACGCUCUGGCCAGGAAGAUGGCCGCCGCCACACCAGGAUUCACCGGAGCCGACAUCGCUAACGUCUGCAAUGAGGCGGCGCUGAUCGCCGCCAGACACCUGAACCCGUCCGUCAACGGCAAACACUUCGAACAGGCCAUCGACAGGGUCAUCGGAGGUCUGGAGAAGAAGACUCAGGUCCUGCAGCCCACAGAGAAGAAGACGGUGGCGUAUCACGAGGCCGGUCACGCCAUUGUGGGCUGGUUCCUGCAGCACGCCGACCCUCUGCUGAAGGUGUCGAUCAUCCCGCGGGGGAAGGGUCUGGGUUACGCUCAGUACCUGCCCAGAGAGCAGUACCUGUACAGCAGAGAGCAGCUGUUCGACAGGAUGUGCAUGAUGCUGGGAGGCCGCGUGGCCGAGCAAGUGUUCUUCGGCAGGAUCACCACCGGAGCUCAGGACGACCUGAAGAAGGUCACACAGUCCGCCUACGCUCAGGUGGUGCAGUUCGGGAUGAGCGACAGGGUGGGACAGGUGUCGUUCGACCUGCCCCGGCAGGGCGAGAUGGUUCUGGAGAAGCCGUACAGCGAAGCCACGGCCGAGCUGAUCGACGAGGAGGUGCGAGGGCUGGUGGAGCGAGCGUACGAGCGCACGCUGCAGCUCAUCCAGGAGAAGAAGGACCUGGUGGAGAUGGUGGGGAAGCGUCUGCUGGAGAAGGAGGUCCUGGACAAAGCUGACAUGCUGGAGCUGCUGGGCCCGCGGCCUUUCGAGGAGAAGUCCACGUACGAGGAGUUCGUGGAGGGGACGGGGAGCUUCGAGGAGGACACCAGCCUGCCGGAGGGCCUCCGGGACUGGAACCAGGAGAGAGGAGCGGAGGCCGAGGAGACGAGCGAGACUCGGGACAAACAGCAGGCCGCGUAGCGUCCCCGAAAAAAACCUCAGAUAAGAAAAAAAAAAACACCGAACACUUCAUAAACCACAGCUGCAAAAAAAGCCCUCAGUGCUGACUCAGUGUUACAGAGCCGGGAGGAGAUUUUAUUAAAAGUUUCCAUAAAUUUGUAAUAAACUCAGGUUAAUAAUUCAAUAUGAUGAAAUCACCUGCAGUAUGUCCUCCGUUACACCAGACCUCAUGGAUUCACUACAGAUAAGAUAUAAGAGGAUAAAGAGGACAGAUAAUUCAAGAGCAGAAUAAGUACAAUGAAGAUAAUGUUUUAUCAGUUAUGUUCACCUCUGACCUCUACCAGGCUCUGUACAGAAUUUAUUCUAAACAUAUUUAUCCAGAGAAGCUUAUCUGAGGCUGCAGGAAGGAAGAAGAAGCUCCGAAACGCCUUAACAGUCACCGAACAGGAGACCAACAAACAGCAGACUCUCUCUCUCUCUCUCUCUCUCUCUCUCUCUCUCUCGUAUUAUUCCUGAACUCGGAGUGUAAAUGAUGCACCGAAUGUGUGAACAGACUGAUUUUUUUUUUUUUUUUCUUGUGUCGUAUUUAUUCAAUAAAACGGGAUUUCUGCUUCCUGACUGACACCUGCCUUCCUGAUGAUGACGAGGAGGAAAAAGAACAUUUUUACAGGUUUAAGUAUUUUAAGACUUGAUGUGAAGUUUUUUUUUUUUUUGGUUUCCUACAGUUAUUUCAGACGCCGACACGCGCGUCUGUAACAUCUCAACGACUGUUAGUUUGAGCUUUACAGAGUCUGGAUUUAUUUUCUACAAACACCUCGAUGCUGUAAAAAAAAGUGUCAGAUAAUCUCCUGUCUGUGUUGAUGAUUGUAUGACAUCUGUGUAAUUAUGACUUUGACAGGAAGCUGCUGCAGAUUUCUGCUGAUUUAAAAGGACAAAAAAAUCCUCUUAAAACAUUAAAACAAAAAGUCGUUUCUGACAACUGCAGGCUUCUUUCUUUUUAAAAAGUUCAGCCUCAAAACUCUCUGAUCUCUCUGUCUUAUAUCAGCAGUUUCCCCCCGAAGAGAAUAAAACCAAUUUAACUUAUAAAUAAGUCGUAUUCUAACACAUACUAAUAUCAUUUAUGCCUCCUAAAUCUAUUAUAAACACAUAUGAGACGUAUUGUUGUGUCUGUAAACGUCACACAUCAGUUGUUGUGUCUUUAGUCCCCGAAACAUCGUCUUCAUCUUCUUCUUUUGGUUUAAAAAGCAGAGUGUGAACCACCUUAGCAGCAGAGAGCGGGUUAUUAAACGUUCAGGUAAACAGGUGUCAUUGUUACGUGAGAUAUGACAAAGAUAGUAAAGACACUCUUCAUGUUUUAUUUAUUAAAAAUACAUUUAAAAUUAUAAGGGUCCACAGAACGACUUGAAUACUACUCAAGUCCAUAUUAUGUCCUACAGCAUGUGUAGUGUGUAAAUGUAGAUGCACAAUAGAGCUGCAACAAUUCAGCUGAGUUCACAUUACAUGCAUCAGAUUUUCCUUUCAUUUUUUUAACGUUUAAUAUUUGUUGGAUAUUUACGGAGAAGCCAAACUGGAAUGAAUUUAACUGGAUGCGAGCACAGUUUAGACGGUACAUGUAAAGAACCGAUAUGACUAAAAAAAUCUGAGUUGAGCGUUAAGGCCUGUGAUGUGAACGUAGCUUUAGUCGAUUACUUGAUCAGCUGAUUGAUAGAAAAUUAACUGGCAGCUAUUUUUAUAAUCGAACAAUCAUUUGUCUUUUUUUUUUAAAGCAAAAAUGCCAGAAAAUGUUCUGGUUUCAGCUUCUCGAUUGUGAAGAUUUGAAGCUUUUCUGAUAUUAAACUAAAUAUCAUCUGAUCAUACAAAACAAGACACGUCACCCUGGUCUCUGAUAAAUGAUAACAUCUUUUUUUUCAGUACUAUUUUCUAACAUUUUAUAGACAAAAUGAUGAAUCGAUAAUGAAAAUAAAGGUUAGUUGCAGCUCUUGUGCACAACAAACAGUGACAGUCUCAGGAUCUUGUUAACUAUUAAUAUCUCUGUACGUCUGGCGGGACAUAAAAUAUAGAAAACAUCAUUUUAAUCAUCAAUACUGUCAAUACAUUCAUGGUAAAAAAAAUCACAUAAGCCACAGUUUGCCAUUUAAACAGCAGCAGUUGUCAUAGCGACCAUCGAAGUGACUUUCUUGCACCUGUUACCUUUUGCAUUUAAGUGUUUUAUCAAUAAAGUCAUUGAUCUGAUCUGCUGGCAGCAAAUGUGUUUAAAUUGAUAAUAAACUGAAUGAAACACAAAUGUA